CUAAGCUACGACUUUUGGCGCGUACAACUUGACCACUUCCACAGAAGACAUACCACCGCAACUACCAUGGCAGGGCCUAGCGAUAAAGCCCGCUUCUACCUCGAGCACUCUGCUGCCGAGCUCAAUGAGCUCGCGCGGAAAGAGAUCUUCUCACGAGAUGAAAUCAGCACCAUAGCGAGAAAGCGGUCCGACUUUGAGCACAUAAUCAAUGCGCGCGGCUCGAGUCCCGUCGACUACAUGAGAUAUAUCGAAUUCGAGCAAAACAUCGACGCCCUGCGGCGAAAGCGUAUAAAGAGGAUGGGCGUGCGGUACAAGGGUAGCGGGCAGCGAUCCAUAUAUGCCAUCUUCAACCGUGGCACUCGCAAAUUUGCAGGAGAUCUGGGAUUGUGGAUGCAGUACAUUGACUUUGCGCGCAAAGACAAAGCCUAUAAGAGGUUGAAUGAAAUCUUCACGUCGGUGGUUCGGUUGCACCCUACCAAGCCUGAGCUCUGGGUCUAUGCCGCCAAUUACUUUAUGGAGACCCAAGCGGACAUCACGGAUGCGCGAAGCUAUAUGCAGCGCGGGUUGCGAUUCUGCAAACACUCGGAACUACUGUGGCUCGAGUACGCCAAGCUGGAGACGAUAUACAUUGCAAAGAUCGCAGGACGAAGAAAAGUCCUCGGGCUGGACAUGGAUCGGACAAGGGACAAUACGGAGGAUGAUGAUACGGGCAUGAUCGCGUUGCCAGACGUUACCGCCGAGGACAUCAACCCCUCUCUGCAAAAAGACGACGCGGUAGACGAGGAAGCCCUGAAGCACCUCGAAGCUGCACCAGUGCUCACAGGCGCGAUUCCAAUCGCAGUAUUCGACUCUGCCAUGAAACAAUUCAAAGGUGCUGCGCUUGCGGAGAGGUUCUUCAACAUGUUUGUAGAAUUCGAACAACUGCCGUGCAUAAGACGCAUCCUCCAGCAUGUCAUCGAUUAUCUCGAGCAGAACGCCCCACAGUCCACCGAACACAUUGCCUGCAACUUUCGUCUACGUUUGUUCGACGUCCGUCCUACGUCAGGCGAUUUCCCGUCAGCUUUCGCCGAAGCACUGGCGUUGCUCGGUUCCGCCGGCGAAGCAGGCAAAGCCCACAUUGCCGAAGUUGCCAUCAGACAGGUAUUGUCUCUCCUGCUGGUCGACAACGCGGAUGAGAUUGACGCAACAGUGCGCAAAGUGCUGUUAUCACGGCUACGCUUUUACUCUCGAGUUCUGGAAGAAGCUGCAAACGGGAGUGGGGAUGGUAUUGUCGCGCUUGCUAAAUCGCUGCGCAAGGAAGGGAAGAAGAGGGACGCAGAGUUCAUGAUCCGUGCCAGUAUCAAGCAGUGGGGGACGAAUGAAGAGUUGCAACAGUUGCACUCCUCCCUAGACACAUGA
Messenger RNA from Periconia digitata, 1398 nucleotides. The record is from the annotation of a GenBank genome assembly. NCBI's taxonomy places the organism in Eukaryota, Fungi, Ascomycota, Dothideomycetes, Pleosporales, Periconiaceae.